UUUUCUUUAGAAGCGUUGCUGGUAUCAGUGUCCACGGUCACGUGGUAACAAUCGUAAGUAAAAACAGUGACACGGACCGGAAAAAGUGCAGUUCGAAGGAUAGCUUGCAACUCUAAGCACCGUUUGAGCUAAGCAGUCUAUAGCCACUGAACGAGGAAGAAAACCUUUACAUUGUUGCAGAGAUAAACAUGAGGGUGGCUGUCUUUAUCUUCGUUAUUCUCUGCGUACACGCAGGGAAUGCUUACUCAAAGCCUUCCUGCGGAUACCCACUGACGGAGUGGUGUAGGACUGAAGAGAUCGCCAGAGAAUGCGGGGUUGAGAAGUAUUGCCUGGAGCGGAACGCCACCAGGCCGAACCGGGCCGAAUCUUCGGUGGAGGUGGGGCUGUACUACGAGAGCUUGUGUCCGGGAUGCCGUCAGUUCCUGGUCCAACAGCUGUUCCCCACCUGGGUCAUGCUGGGGGACAUCAUGAACGUGCAGCUCGUGCCCUACGGGAACGCUCAGGAGUCGUUUGAUGGGAAGAAGUAUAAAUUUACUUGCCAGCAUGGAGAAGAUGAAUGUUUGGGAAAUAUGAUCGAGGCAUGUGUCCUCAACAUGACGGGCAGUGCGGCUUUUCCCAUCAUCUUCUGCAUGGAGUCGGCGGCUGAUGUCCUGAAAGUGGCCCAGCCUUGUGUGGAGAUCUAUGCCUCGUCCGUCUCGUGGGAGUCCAUCAUGGGCUGCGUGAAGGGAGAUGUGGGGAACAAACUGAUGCACGACAACGCGGUCAGGACAAAGGCCCUGAACCCGCCGCACAAGUAUGUGCCCUGGGUGACCGUCAACGGGGAACACACUGACGAAAUUGAACAAAAAGCCACGUCAGCUCUCUUCAACCUCGUCUGCAGCUUGUAUAAGGGAUCCAAGCCUGCUGCCUGCACUGGAGCCAAGCAGAGCGUGGACCACAGAACAAGCUUCUGUUAACACCAGCCAAUUGGUCCUUCUCCCGGGAGUAUCCACCAACACUAUCACUGACUAGCAUGUAGCUGUCCCUGUUAUGAGUUGGGCUCAAUUCUUCAUUUUGCACUGUUUUACAAUUACAGACUGUAAUUUCCAUGUGAUUGUUAACAAAUGAAAUGGAUGCAGUAGGCAGAUUAACAACUGAGCAGUUUAUUAAAGUAUUUUUUAAAAAUGAA
Molecule: messenger RNA, 1168 nt
Organism: Anguilla anguilla (European eel)
Lineage: Eukaryota; Metazoa; Chordata; Actinopteri; Anguilliformes; Anguillidae
Product: gamma-interferon-inducible lysosomal thiol reductase-like
Exons: 7
Coding region: 189-956 (255 amino acids)
Cellular component (GO): lysosome
Molecular function (GO): oxidoreductase activity, acting on a sulfur group of donors, disulfide as acceptor
Source: RefSeq, a predicted model, not a curated record